This is a messenger RNA of Schistosoma spindalis, 3580 nucleotides long. The record is from the annotation of a GenBank genome assembly. Lineage: Eukaryota; Metazoa; Platyhelminthes; Trematoda; Strigeidida; Schistosomatidae.
AUUGUUAUAUUGAACUUAUAGAGGCCAAUGAUUGGUACUACAUUGAACACUUCCUCCCCAUACAAAUUAUCUCUGGUCUAUACUCAAACCUAUCAAAGGAAGGACAUUGCAGUUGUCCAGAUAAAUUUAUGAUAUAUGUUUUAAUUCAGCUGCCAUAGGUAUUAUACUUAAGUGAGUACAUAUUAGAAGUAAUUGUCAUUUAACGUCUGUAAUCCAAUGAAUUCUUCAAAUGUUGAUGUUCUGUGCACCGGGACCGAGGGGAUAUCUUCAUAUCUGCUACAUAGUAAUGACUGUCACAAUAGUGACGGGGAAGUACUGGAAUCUUUACUACAGAAAAUCCAUAGCCUGGAAAAAGAACGUCAGAUUCUUAAGCUUCGUCUGGAGGCUGUUGAGAGUGAUUACGAUGCUCAAGUAAAAGAACUACAGACGGAUAUAAUUGCCAUGCGUAUAGACCUGAAGAAGGAAAAGAAAAUGUGUAGACAGAUCGAACGUGAGAAAAAUACUACUAUAUCCGAGUUAAUUCAACAGAACCAAUCUUUAACUUGUCGGCUUAAUUCUUCCAGUGAGAAUGAAGCUCUUUUAAGGGAGGAAAUGUCUACCUUGAGGUUGGAAUUUUUGAAGCACAAGUCGUCUAUGCAGGAACAUGUUCAGUCAAUCGAGUCUUUGAGACAAGAAAUCACUAAAUUACGUGAGGAGAAAAACCACUUGGAAAACCAGUUAAACACUGUUAUGGAGGAAAGAAAUAGCCUUCUAGAUUCACUCAAUGAUUCUUAUCAAGAAAUAAGGAUGAUGAGACAUGUGACUAACGAACACGUUGCUACCAUAAAUAUUCAAGACGCAGAGAUUACAAGACUUCAAGAGACAGCUAGUAUACUUCACAACCGGCUCCAUAAAUUGUCGAUCCAAACAGGUGAACAGAAAUCUAGUAGUAAUGAGGAUGAUCGCGUGAAACCAGUAGAUUCUCAACCACAUCGUUCUUUGAUGGCCGAACUAGCUGAACAAAAAAUGAUUCAAGCAGAGAAUUAUAAUUGUUCGCCAUUUACUCUCGAGGAUGAUGACAAUGUGGAGUUUGAAAUGGAUGACGAUACAUACAUGGCUUACUUAUCAUGUUUUGAUCAGGAUAUUAUUUCAGAUAGUUUGGUACCGUCUGAUUCACAUAAUAUUGCAUUAGAAUCUUCUAAUAUAAAUACGAAGGAAACAUUUAUAAACGAGCUGAGAUCGGAAGUAACGGAAAUUUAUCAGCAGAUGAAUCGAAUGUGUGUGGAAUUAUGUGCUCUUACUGGAACGCAACAAGAAUCUUGUAGUAAAAUUGGUACUCAUACUCCUGAUGAAUUGGCCAUGGUUGAAAUGGAUUUUCGUUUGGGCUCAUUACGUUCUGUAUUGACUGAUUUACGUGGACUGCUGAAAGAUUUGAGGGUUGAGAUUCCAGAACAGCCUACAUCAUCAAACUUAUCUAAAGAUACAGUAAUAUCAGAUGGAAGUAAAGCAGAAACAGUUGAAAUGUGCAUUAAAAAUACGCUUACGAAUGGAUUGUGAAGAUAAGUGUUGAAAUGUUUGUCAAUAAAUAUGAUCCCAAAACAAAUGUGGAUUUUUCUCUCAUUAAUUUAUAAUGUUUCAUUUUUGUUUAUUUAAUCUAGUUGAAAUGACUAACAAUUAUGGAAUGAGAAAAUAUUGUCUCUCAUUUUAGAGUCCUUUUUGAUUAGGCCGUUUUACUAAUAGUUCUUAAAUAAUUAUCAAUAUCUUCUAAACAAUUAUAACAACUCGCUUCAUCAUUGACUCAAUGGAUGAAUGAGUUUUGCUGUUGACCGAACUGUUGUUGAUUCAACCUCAUUCAGGGGCAAAAGGUACUUUUGUAGAGUAGUAACUCGGUAGUCAAGACGUUGGCCUUUGAAUUAGUAGGUCUCAGGUUCGAAUUCCUCCCCAUCUGCUUUGGUUUAGGCAACUGAGUAGCAUCAAUAACCCUCACUCUUCGUGUUUGGCUUGUAGCCAAAUAUCUGAUGAAUGAGUUAAUGAAUUUUAUCGUUAAGAAUUGUCUCCUGAAACGGGCUUCCUUAGUGAUUUUCAGCAAACAUCUUAUAGACUGAAUUUUAUUAAGAAUAAUUUUAUAUUCUAAAACACUCGUUCACAAUUUCGAUCCAAAUUCAAAUCUAUCCCAUUUAUAGUUUAAAAUUUUAAAUGCGACAAUGGUAAAAUGCAAAAACAUAAUCAAAUAUCCGGCUUCUUUGUUCAGAGUGAUCUAUUACACUAUCAUAAGAGUUAACAGAAUAAAUAAAAAUGAUUGGCAAACUUAUAGUUCAAAUCACUGCUAGUGAUUUGUGUAUUCUGUUUGACUAAGUCCAAUACUUCUUCAAUGUAUUUUUACUCAAUUUUUUCCUUUGCUUAGCCUCUUCAUAUGUCCAGUUCAACCAAUGUGCAGGAUAUUCCACUUGCUAAUUAUGAAAUGGAAUGUCAACUUGUUCGUUCAGAACGUGAUGCACUUGCAGCUGAACUAUUAAAUGCACAACAAGAACUUCUUGAACUCAAAAGUCAAAUUGAAAAUGGUUCAGGAAACUCGAGUGAAGUGAAAAAUUUGCAAAUCACUAAAGGAAAUAAUUUUGUUGCUAACUGGGAGGAGUUUGAAGAAGAAAAAUACGAAUUUGAAAUGCCUCUCUAAAUUAUCCAAUUUCAUUGAAUCUUGUACUGUUCAAGGCUAUCAUAACUGCUGCAUAAUUUGAUGCAACGUUUGUUUCCUGCUUUUUUUUCUCGCUUAGUCAUGUAUGUGUCGUUUAUUCGUUACUAUGAUUAUGACUAUAAUUGUCGUUUUCGUGAACAACCAAAUCAAUUUGUUUUUAAUAUGUUUUUCUUCUAACAAAAAUAUUCUGUGAUCUCAAACUGAUUGCAUUUAAUAUUAUUUUCCUUUUAUAUUUCUUGUUACUUAUACUGUCAUUAUUAAAUACUCAAUGAUUUGGAUUAAAUGUGUUUCUCAAACUUUAGUAUUACGCCUUAUUACCUUAACAUAACUUACAAAUAUAUUAAAAUGCGUUUAUCACUGACAAAUAAUGGAGUGAAAUAAAGUUGUUGCACAUAGAGUGUUAUCUACUAUGAUUCAGAAAUCCAUUUUGUUCGACCGAAGUUACUUUUCUAAGUUAUUCCUUAAUAGUUAGUACUAUUUGUUGAUUUCGAUGUUUCAAGUAAGGAUAUGCUAUGUCGAGUGAUUGGCGAGUGGUGAUUUAUAUCUAUGUUGUUUUAUUUGGUUUUAUUCACAAAAUUGGCAUAGCUAUAAUAGUAGAUAUUUUGAAAUAACCAUGUAUAUAAACUAGUACAUCUAACAUUGUAAUAACCAUUACUUAUGUAUUAAUGAUGUAAGUUAUUGACACAAACAAACUUGUGUAACAAAGUUCACAAAUUUUCACUUAUAAUUGCCAUUUUAAACCGUUUUAUAUAAAUAUUUAAAUUUACUCUCUAAUCGUCAAAUUAUCAUGGAAUCCAUUAGACAAACUAUAACAAUAUCAUGUAAACAUUAGUGGAACUGUUGUAAACAAUUUUGAUUUUUAUAUAUUGGUUGUUUGGAUCUUUCCAUUAAUGUUGAGCCCUGGAAUUG